Molecule: messenger RNA, 5625 nt
Organism: Bombus pyrosoma
Lineage: Eukaryota; Metazoa; Arthropoda; Insecta; Hymenoptera; Apidae
Product: nose resistant to fluoxetine protein 6-like
Exons: 18
Coding region: 2084-4582 (832 amino acids)
Molecular function (GO): acyltransferase activity, transferring groups other than amino-acyl groups
Source: RefSeq, a predicted model, not a curated record
GAUAGAAUCCCACAGAAAAAGAAAGUGAAUUGAAUGUAGAAUUAUCUUUAUACAUUGCUCUACUGCUGAUUUAAAUUCGCGAAAGGUUUAUUUCCGAUUCUGAUUAUCAUUGGCGUAUAUUCAUGCCGUUUCGUAAACUUGUUUUUACAGUUUACAUGAAAAUGAAUAGACAGGCUACCAGAAUUGAAAUAAUUUUAUAAUAUAAUUUAAUAGCUCAAUUAAUGGUCCACACGGUUGGUCAAAGAAUGCGUAGAUCAUUAAUUUGUUGAAUUUAUUGUAAUUAUAAUCUUCAUUUUAUUGUUGUUCGAACGUAAGGCCAUAUAUACAAAGACGCUAUCUGAGCAGGAAAACUAAUCUGUAACUUCUUGACCGCGGCCCAAAAACAUCUAAGGAGCGAGAUAAAGUAAUAUAUUGGCAGUCUUCAGUUACAGCGUUUCCAUAAAAGAAAUGAGCAUAUUAAAGCGAUAUAUUUAAAUACAGUCGCAUUUUAAUAGCGGCAAUGAGCAAUAAAAUUAUGGAAAUUCCAAGAAGCAGGCUAGCUCAGGCUUCCGCGUCAAAACCUUAAUCGCAAACAUAUUAGUAAUUAUAUCGGCCGAACCUAGUUGGCUGACAAUUCUGAAAAACUCACUUGGAAAAUAAAAUAUAAGGUAAAAAGAAACGAACAUCAGAGGCAAACGUUUCAAAUAACUAAUACCGGAUUACAUAAUGGGAUCAGAGGAAAUAACACGAGAAACUAAUGCAAUUAAAAUAAUUGUGAUAUUUUACAUCAUAAAUGGUGUGUCCUGUAGCGAAUAGGCAUCGUCGCGCUGCAAUCUUAUCGGAAACCGUUGAGUCUCUCUAGUUGCAUUCGUCAUUUGAGGCCGGUUUAACGCAGCCACAUUUUCGAUCUAACAUAAUACUGAAAGAGCAGCAACGUACCUUUAUUGCGAAAAAGAGAACAAAAUACAUUCGCGUGGCUGCCGAUCUUCCUCGAUAGUCAAUUCUAAUAAUCCAAGUGUAAAUCUCAUUUCAAAGUAUGAAGUGCGGAAGAGUUUCGUGGACAUGGUUAUCCUUUCUAUUUUUAACAAGCUUUUACGUGUCGAUACAAGUGGCCGCCCUAGACCCGAUGACCACGAAGAACAUACUUCCAGUGUAUGCGGUUUUGGAAAAUGCUGAUCUUCUAAAUUCCAGCAGGUGUCGCACUCAGAUAGAUGAAUUUCGAAAUGCGGUGGAUAACCAAAUACUUUGGGCUCUCAGAGGUUAAUAGAACUUUUAAGAUAUAUAGUGGAAUUUCGCGGUUUCGCGAAGCUACCGCCAGUCAGUUACAGCGAAAGGAAAGAAGGAGGCAAACUAAACGAAAUACGUAUAACCGAUCGCGAAUCAAAAAGCUGUACACCGUGUUUGCGAUUGUGUUUCGUGACAUGUUUUCGAUGAACACUUAUACCGCGGAAAAUUCAACUCAAAAACAAUAGAAACAACUCUUGUGCAACCGCGAGGAAUCUUCUUAUCACGAGACGAUAACGUUACGUCGCGAUUGUGUAAGAUGCUUAAUUUCUUAUCGAGCCAACUCCCGACCUUAAGACUUUCUUCGUCCGUUGCGCAAGAAACCAGUUCCUUCGCACGUGGCGUGUAAAAGCUGCGAUCGUCGUCGUCACUGUUUUCCUGAUCAGCCGAUGCUCGUUGGAUACCAGUGGCGUACCAUCCGGAGGAUUUGUCAUCGGAAACAAUCAUUGGUUAGGAGACCGACAAGGUUGCAAGCUUUUCUCUGAAAAUCGCAUAGUAUUUCUAUCGGAGAAAAUACGAAAAAACAAUUACGAUAUACCGGAACCCGAAUGAAGAGUAUUCACCUUUUGAGUUUCGUUUCUUUCUUGCACGUGCGCGGCACAAUAGCACUGUGCAAUAUCACGUAGAAGUAGAAGACGAAGAUUUGAUCACGCUUGGACUUUACUUACCGGCAUCCUGCAGCGUAGACGAUGUUGCCACUAUGCUUGUUAAAGUAUUUCGUAAUGAGACACUUUUCAUUGGAGAACUUUUUAAUAUACACUUCAAGCUGAUCGAAGUCUUCGAUUUGGUGGAUGAUCGUUAAUGACUACUCUCUGCGAAAAUGAUCUCCAUCAUAGGAGUUUUGCUAUCGUUGUGUGCUACCGUAAUAGCAGCCACAGUAUACGACGUUUUCGUCCAUCGAAAGCGUUUAAAUAAAGAAAGGGGAAGGCUUGCAUCUAUUGAAUUGGAGAACAUAACAGAAGAGAACCUCGAAACCGACAAUGAGGAAACGGCACCCGCCGAGUCGGCAAAGCAGAAUCGUAUUAGCCAAUAUCCUCUGUGCUUUUCAGUUCUCACUAAUCUAGAGGAAAUAUUUAAGCUGGAAAAGAGUGAAGAUAAACUACGCUUAUUCGACAGUUUGAAAACGUUAACAGUGAGAUUUUCAGUAAUUCGAGUGCAAAUCCUGUUCCAAAGCAUGCAGUACGGAAAAAUUUCGUCGUGGAUAUGGUUAUCCCUUUUAUCAUUAACAACGAUUUACGUGUCGAUCCAAGCGAUCCCGCUAAACCCAGUGACCAUGAGGCAGGCACUACCAGCGUACGCGGUUUUGGAAAACGUGGAUCUUUUAAAUUCCAGCAGAUGUAGAACGGAGAUUGAUGAAUUUCGUAAUGCUGUUGACAACAAGAUACUUUGGAGUCUAAGAGCAUUGGACACCAGUGGCGUGCCAUCUGAGGGAUUUCUCAACGGGAACAAUUAUUGGUUAGGAGAUCUUCAAGUUUGCACCGACCUCUCUGUAAAUCACACGCUGCUUAUCUCGGAGAAAAUACGAAAAAACAAUUCGAUAUACCGGAACCCGAACGAGGAAUAUCCACCCUUUGAGUUUCGUUUUUUUAUUGCACGCAUGCGGCACAAUAGCACUAUGCAAUAUCAUAUAGGAAUAGAAGAAGAAGAUUUGAUCACGCUUGGACUUUGUUUACCAGCAUCCUGCAGCAAACACGAUGUAGCCACGAUGAUGGAUAAAAUAUUGCACGACGAGACUCUUUUCAUCGGCAAACUUUUUGCUAUACACUUCAGGCUCAUCGAAGUCUCCGAUUUGACGAACGAUUAUCAUUGGCUUCUCUCCGCGAAGACGAUCUCCAUCCUAGUAGUUUUGCUAUUGUUAUGUGCUACCGUGGUAGCAGCCACAAUAUACGACGUCUUCGUCCAUCGAAAGCGUUCAAAGAACGAAAGGAUAUCCCUUACACCCGCAAGUAACAUGUACGAGCUGAAAAACGAAAUAGGAGACAAAUGCGAAACCGUCGACGAAGAACCGGUGUUCCAAAAGUCGAAGCAACAGAACCUUAUCGGCCAAUGUCUCCUGUGUUUUUCAUUCCCCGCCAAUGUAGAGCAAAUAUUUAAACAGGAAAAGGAUGCAGAUGUUCUCCUUAUUUUCCACGGAAUAAAAAUAAUAGGAACCAUGAUACUUAUUAUGUACCACAUAGCCAUCUACUCAACUCAUGUUGUAGGUAACAAAGCACACAUUGUAUUAAAAGAUGUAUUCAGGCAUAUGUUAGGAAGCCUCGUAUUUGUGGUGGAUAUAUUUUUCUUUAUAAGUGGUUUUCUCUUGUCAUAUACAUUUCUGAAGGAACGACGGAAAUAUCAGGGAAUCCCGCCUAUAGCAGAAAGGAUGAACAAUGUUUUUCAAAAGAUUGUCAAACGAUAUAUAAGGCUUACACCUGCAUAUUUCAUCGUUAUAUUAAUCGCGAUAUUGAACUUUACCUGGCAUGAUCAUGUCUCAACACUUCUUCCCGUUGAGCAUCCAAAUACUAAGUGUUCCAAAUAUUGGUGGACUAACAUACUUUACAUCAACAACUUCUAUAGGUGGGAUGAGCUAUGUCUCACAUGGACUUGGUACCUGCCCAACGAUAUGCAGUUCUUCGUAUUUGGCAGUUUUCUCCUAACUUUAUCGAUCACGCAUUACAAUAUUGCCGUGGGUAUAGGCGUUCUUACAUUAGUUUCAUCGAUAGGAUCACUAGUUUACACGGGAUACACUCUUAAUUACCAUCUUACGUUGGACGAACAAUAUAAGACGUUGACAUACGUUUAUAUACGUCCAUGGUGCAGAAUACCGCCAUAUCUCAUAGGAAUGGCCACAUGUCACCUUCUUACAAAAUGGAAUUACAAAUUACAUUUAUCAAAAAGAAGCUUAAUCGUUGGAUGGACCUUGGCAAUUUUAUGUAAUUGUUCGAUUCUAUCCGGAUUCGCGAACAGGAACAUGCCCUUAAGUCUAUCCAUUCUUUAUAUGGUCUUCAGUAAAAUAGGCUGGGCAUUGGGUAUUGCCUGGCUGGUAGUUGUAUGCAUUACGAAUCAUGACGGUAUCGUGAACAAGAUCUUAUCGCUAGAUAUCUUCGUUCGUUUGAAUAAAUUAUCGUAUAGUAUUUAUCUCAUACAUCCUGUUCUAGUAACGUCGAUAUAUUCCUUACAUAAUUAUCCUUUAUUCGCUGAUAAGAUCAUAUUUGGCGCUAUGUGGUCUAUAGUAGUUCUUAUUAGUUUCAUCGUCUCUAUUCUGUUAACCGCAACAAUAGAAAUGCCGUUUAUAUCGCUCCUUCGACUGUACCAUCAUUUUCAGAAGAGAAUGAAAUAGAUAAGUCUAUAGUGAUAAAUAUUUCCAAGCUUUCUAAUUAAUAAACUAAUGAAAAGAAGUCGCUGUUUCGUGCGACCGCACACAUUACACGCGCAGUCGGAAUUUCCAAACAUUUCGUUCUAAUACGAUACUCUAUGCGCGUAAUGUGAUUCGUUGCUUCAGAAAACAUUCACAAUUUUAUUUUAUUUCAAUAUUUCAUAAUAAAGACUUGGAGAGAAGGAUCAAUUUAUAAAAUCAUUCGCACAGAAGAUGCAAAUGUUCUUGUUUAUCAACUAUCGUUUUGUACGUAGCGAAGUGAUUAGAGCAAAAACACCAAGCUUAUAUAGAAAUAAUUUCAUAUCACUGAAAGAUAAGAAAGAAUGUUUAUUGUGCUAUGAGCAAAGAAAGCAAUAUGUCCUACGUAAUGCCAGAAACGUCGUUGAUCGAUUUCCGCGAGUAGCCUGUUCACGGCGACCUCCAUCGAGUUGUUUUUCGAGAUAUUAAUGAAACUAACAGUUUUCUUGUUCGUUAAUAAACAAAGCUCUUGGAGAAGACGAUUAAAAAAUGCGUAAACAACGAUCCGAGUUCACCCGUGAGAAAUAAGUCACAACAUGUUUUGCAUACCAACUGUCGCAUACUGCAAUGAGUGUGAAUAUCUACAUAUAUUUACGAUACAAACAUGGUUUGAUACAUCUCAUACUAACAACUUGCAUUAGAACAAUCUGGUAACUGGGAGCAGUCCAGUGCAAACAGACUGAUACGAUAACAACUGCCUCUGUUCACGUAGAACCAUAACGAGUAUUUUAUUCCACUUCUCUCUGUAUUUAUGACUGCGAUGAUUAUAAUAAACGUACAACGAUGUUUCAUAUACUCGCUAAAUGAAAAUUUGCUAAAUGUACAAAGGUAUAAGCGACGAAAAAUCGUCAUAUCGAUAGAAAGUGUGCGUUAAAUGCAAUGGUAUUGGGUGUAUAAAGAGAGAGACGCGUGGAUAAAUUGUAAGGUAGAAAAUAUAUUUUAAAUAUAGAAGUGAAAGUACAAGUAUGAAAUAAUAAUUUGAGCUGGUC